AUGCUGAGACUCCAUAACCGCAAAAGAAACCACCUCGAAAAGCCGACCAAGAAAACCGAUGGGUACACGCUCGCAGGGCAUCAUGCCGAUAUAGUGCGCAAGCAACUAGAGUCGGGAACGCAGCCCCUAUUUCCCAAAACAUUCGUCUCCCUCCCGAUAAAGAAAUACCUCGGCCCCGAGUUCUUCCAAUAUUCAUGGCUCCGGUUCAAAGCCUGGGCUCAAGUCUUUGCCUCCAACUUGGUCCUCAAAUGGCAAAGCGCAGAUACGACUUUUGGCCGUGCGAAAUGGAAGAUGAACAAGUCCAGAAUUCCGCCGACCGCGCAAGCCUUAUAUCGAGAUCUCUUGGAAGCGUUCGCCGCAGGGGACGUGGCUACGAUCGAGAAGGUAGCCACUCCGGCGUUUGGGAAGAAGUACAUCCAUGCGAUUCAGAAGCGCAAGCCGGGCGAGAACAUGUCGUUUGAGAUCGAAUUCACUAAAGGCUGGUGGUACCCGCGAUUGAUGAGCUACAUGGCGACAAAUGUCAGCCCUGCGGAUGAUCUCCUCAUGGGCGAGCAGGCGGUCGUGGCCAUCUCCUCGAUACAACGCCUUCACAAGGGAGACGACGUCAAGGAACAAAGAGUGCUUGAGUACGUGGUGGUGAGGAGGGAGUUCCGCAGGGGUGCAUAUUUGCCAGUAAGCGAGUGGAGAAUUUGGCAGACGACGAAACCGACAACAUUGGAAGCGUGGAACGAGGCCGAGGCGUCGUUCAACGAACGGUUGCUCCAGCAGUUCGGCUCAGAAAUAGGACACAAGAAGUCUACCGAGGAGAAGAAGGCAAAGGCAUGA
Messenger RNA from Emericellopsis cladophorae, 825 nucleotides. RefSeq lists its product as uncharacterized. The record is from RefSeq and is a predicted model, not a curated record. Bases 1 to 825 code for a protein of 274 amino acids. NCBI's taxonomy places the organism in Eukaryota, Fungi, Ascomycota, Sordariomycetes, Hypocreales, Bionectriaceae. The transcript is spliced from 2 exons.